Messenger RNA from Fonsecaea multimorphosa CBS 102226, 966 nucleotides. RefSeq lists its product as uncharacterized. The transcript has a single exon. Gene Ontology annotation, biological process: fatty acid catabolic process; acyl-CoA metabolic process. Lineage: Eukaryota; Fungi; Ascomycota; Eurotiomycetes; Chaetothyriales; Herpotrichiellaceae. Bases 1 to 966 code for a protein of 321 amino acids. The record is from RefSeq and is a predicted model, not a curated record. Gene Ontology annotation, molecular function: fatty acyl-CoA hydrolase activity. Gene Ontology annotation, cellular component: peroxisomal matrix.
AUGGCAAGCACUCUCGCAGAGCAAAUUGGUGUCGAAGAGACUGGGCCAGACGAGUUUUACUCACGGUUUCCGCCCGCAAGAGGAGCUAAUCAACUACCAAUUGCUUACGGGGGUUGUACAAUAGCCGUCGGUGUCCAUGCUGCAUUUCGCACCGUCAAGCCCGGUUACAAUCUCUACUCGGUCCUCGGACACUUCCUUGGGCCAGCAAGGACAGAUCAAAGGUUGAUAUGUCGAGUUCAGCGUUUGCGGGACACGAGAACAUUUGCUACUCGGCGUAUUGAUAUCUGGCAAAGCCUCCCGAGCGGGGAACAGCGUCUCUGCAUGACACUGCAGACCGACUUCCACGUCAGUGAACCAGCAAUGAUGGAAUACUCCUCGCCUCCGGAGACUCGAUAUAGCGACGUGAGUCAGUGUCCGCCUGUGGAGAAAAUGGCCGAAGAGCUUGUGGCAAAAGGCUACAUCACUGAGGAAGCUGCCAGUGGUUACCGCACUACCACCUCCAUCUUGCUUUCAUUCUUCGAAAAUCGAUUUUGUCCAGAAGGAAUUUGGGGUCAGACGCUCGGUGGAAUUGCGAAGCACAUCCAAACGACCCAAGACCACCUUCCCAUCACGUCCAAAACAUCCGGGGAUUGGUUUCGAGCAUCGCAGGCUCUGUCCACGACAGCCGAACAUUUAGCAGCUCUGGCAUUCAUGAUGGAUGCAGGUCCCUCUUUCAUGCCCCUGAUUCACAAUCACAAAGGUAUGCAUGAUGCCGGUGCAGCCUCAACGCUAGACUUCGCCCUGAGAAUAUUUGUGAACGAUGUCGACAUAACACACUGGCAUCUGAGAGAGCGCAUGACUCGGACCGCUGGAGCUGCACGAAAUUAUGCCGAAUCAAAACUAUGGGACCAGAACGGCAAAAUGGUGGCUUCUAUGACACAGCAGUGUAUCCUGCGACCGAAACCCAAAUCAAGCGCCUCGUUAUAG